AUCACCACUUAGCACUUGCCAAGAUGAUUUUUAGUACGCCUACUGUCUUCAGCUGUACCGCCCGCGUCACCAUCACUGGAUACCUUGUCGCAAUGGGAUUACUUCCCACGCAGGCGGCCAACCCCCGACCCUUCGCCCCUCCCUACAACCCCACAUUUCCCCUUCAGGCCUGUCUCGCCGCUACCUUCUUCAAGCAAACCGUCUUCGACACCACGCGUCAGGAAUUCUACAACGCAGGCGACCGCCUUUCCAUCGGCGCUGCAGUCGCAAAUUUCUGCCUCAAGACGGCCUGCCUGGUUCUUGCCUCACACAGAACCACGAAAAAGAUACUGAAUGGCGAUUUCACCCUCGACGACAACCCACCACCCCUCGCUAGCGACAUCUAUACACCCGCUCCGUCAAGAAUCCAGAGGCACAAGCGCUUCUCCAUUGACUCGUACACGGCCCUUGUGGCCGACGAUGAUAACUACCUCAAGGAUUCCGGCACCCCCACAACUCCAGAACUUCUUCUUGCAACCGCCGACAUACCAACAGUACCUUUUUCCUUCAACACUAAUCUACAGUCUAUCACCAUUCCGCCAAAGCCUCCGGACACCGUGCGCAUCGCCAACCGGCGCAAACAACAGCAUUCUGCUCGUCUGCGCGCCGCCCGAACAUGAACUUACCUUGGCCACUUCCAGCAACUCCAUGACGAGAUCCUCGCCGACAAAGCGGCUCUCAUCGAUGGCUGAGCUCGGCCUCACAUCCACCCUGGCGCCCCCAGACUAGAACGGUACAAACUAAUCCACAACACUACUCGCAUCCCGCCGAAGACGCGUACCCGCCUCCCUCGCUGUCCCCUACGACCAGGAGCUUCACCACCCAAGAAGUCGAGGCCACCGCCCACCGCUCGCGGUCCCAAACACACAUUCUAGCCUCAGUCUAUUCUGCUUCCCUCACCAUGUAACGCUCUCUUGGUUU
This is a messenger RNA of Suillus subalutaceus, 960 nucleotides long. RefSeq lists its product as uncharacterized. NCBI's taxonomy places the organism in Eukaryota, Fungi, Basidiomycota, Agaricomycetes, Boletales, Suillaceae. The record is from RefSeq and is a predicted model, not a curated record. The transcript is spliced from 3 exons. The coding region runs from base 24 to 659 and encodes 211 amino acids.